Molecule: messenger RNA, 2812 nt
Organism: Olea europaea var. sylvestris
Lineage: Eukaryota; Viridiplantae; Streptophyta; Magnoliopsida; Lamiales; Oleaceae
Product: probable protein phosphatase 2C 33
Exons: 5
Coding region: 978-2456 (492 amino acids)
Biological process (GO): protein dephosphorylation
Molecular function (GO): protein serine/threonine phosphatase activity
Source: RefSeq, a predicted model, not a curated record
UGACCAAGCCUUUUCUCUCCCUUGUAAUUUUUUCUGUGUUGUAAAAAAAUCAAAUCGACGGCUUUUUUGGCGAAUCUCAUCUCUCUCUCUCUCUCUCCCCCUUUUAUUGCUCUCGAUUCAAUUUCUGUUUCAAUUUCAAAGGCCAAAUUUUGUCUUCUUUGAUCUUGACCAUUUGUUGCAGUAUUUUUUAUUCCAGACUUUAAUUUCUCUAUUGACUUUGGAAAAUUGUGCAAUGGAUAAAUGCCUUUUAUUGGUUUGAUCUUUUGUUUUUCAUGUUUCAGUUAUUAUUAUUAUUAUUAUUAUUAUUAUUAUUAUUAUUAUUAUUAUUAUUAUUAUUUCGUUUAGUUCGUUUCUUGGAAUUUAUUGAAAAUUCUGGCUUCUCUGGGCAGGAAUGCAGGGGAUUUUUUGGAAUUCUUAUAUAAUCUUGAGCUCUGAUUGAUCUACUUGAAUUUGUGGGUUUUCAAGCAUUCGAAGUGUCUUUUACAUUUAUAAUGGAUAAUGGAUAUUGAAGUUCUACCUUUUUUAGCUUUUUUAUUACAUUAUAAUAAUAAUAAUUAUUAUAAUAAGUUUAUACUUUCUGUGUUAAUAUUUCUUGUGUUAGGGCCAUUUAAGGAGAAGGGUAUUCAUAAAUUCUAUCACUUUGUGGGGUUGGAAGCUUAUUGUUGUAUUCUCAGUGUGUAAGCAGGUGAAUUUUCCCAAUUAAAGAGGACGAAUUUUAUGGGCGAAGAAGAAGAUUUAGUGGUGAACUUAAUUAGAUUGUUGAAAGCUUUGUGCUUUGCGUAUUUUGAGCUUCCCAAUCAACGGGAAUAUGACGUAAUUUUUCAUGUUGGAAUUUGAACUCUUGGUGAAGGGAUAAUUCAUCUGGAUUGAGUGGAGAAUUAGAGCGUGUGAAUCUAAAGAUCUCGCAAGGAUUUUUAAUAGGGAUUUCUGUUACCGAUCCAAACACGGAAAAUCGGAGUUGUGACUGUGUUGCUGUUAUGGAGUGCAUACUGAAUAUAAUCAGGACCCUAAGAAUGGGGUCCUGCUUGUCCGGGGAUAGCAGGAGCCCCCAACCUGGUUCUCCUGUGGGGUUAAGGAAGAGGAAGGGCUCGAAGAAGAGGCUUGGGUCUCGAAAUUCGUCCUUUGACUAUAAGAGGGAGGAACAGCUACAUAGGAUACCAGGGCGUAUGUUCUUGAAUGGAUCAAGUGAAAUUGCAUCACUCUUUACCAGACAAGGCAAGAAAGGAACCAAUCAAGAUGCCAUGAUUGUUUGGGAGAAUUUUGGUUCAAGAGCAGACACGGUCUUCUGUGGUGUUUUUGAUGGCCAUGGCCCUUAUGGUCAUAUGGUUGCUAAGAAGGUUAGAGAUUCUCUUCCUUUGAAGCUAAGUGCACAUUGGGAAGUUAAUAUAAAGAGCGAUGAGGUUCUCCCAGGUCUUAGUUUGAAUAGUAAGGGUAGUAUUUGCUCGGAAGAUACUUCCUUCUUAUCGGCUGACGAGGAAGCUAGAGCUUCUAUAGAUUUCGGAGAAAUGGGAAAGCAUCCUGAGAUUUUUCAGACAUUGAAGGAAUCUUUACUAAAGGCUUAUAAGUUUAUGGACAGGGAACUGAGAAUGUAUACAAAUAUAGAUUGCUUCUGCAGCGGGACAACGGCAGUGACUCUGGUGAAGCAGGGUCAGGAUCUCAUAAUUGGAUAUAUUGGGGACUCAAGAGCUGUAUUGGGUACAAGAGAUCAAAAUAAUUCACUUACUGCAGUACAGUUGACUGUGGAUCUUAAACCUAAUCUUCCAUCGGAAGCAGAAAGGAUUCACAAAUGUAAAGGACGAGUUUUUGCACUUCAGAAUGAACCUGAUGUUGCAAGAGUAUGGCUGCCAAAUAACGACUCCCCUGGUCUUGCAAUGUCUCGUGCAUUUGGAGAUUUCUGUCUCAAGGACUUUGGUCUUAUCUCCGUGCCUGAAAUUUGCUAUAAACGUAUUACUGACAAGGAUGAGUUUAUAGUCUUGGCAACAGAUGGGAUUUGGGACGUGCUAUCAAACAAAGAAGUGGUAGAUAUUGUGGGUUCUUGCCCAACGCGUUCAUAUGCUGCCCGCUCUCUAGUAGAGUUGGCUGUUCGGAGUUGGAAGUUCAAGUAUCCAACUUCUAAGGUUGAUGACUGUGCAGUAGUUUGCCUCUUUCUUGAUUCAAACUCAAACGACUCAAAUAUUUCAACUGCAAAAUCCAAAGAAAACGUUGCUCCAGAGGAUUACUUCAACAAGAAAUAUAAUUCUCUCUGUCCAACUGGAUUUAGCAGCUCUGGUACUGUUAGAACUAGUGAACAAGUUCUUGGGGAAGAAAAUGAGGAGGCUUUGGAAGCAAACAAGGAGGAAGUCUCCGACCUCGAGGAAACUAACGUGGAGGCUGGAAAAGAGUGGUCUGCUCUCGAAGGAGUCGCCCGUGUGAACACACUAUUGACCUUGCCCAGAUAUGUUCCACCCAAAGAAUAGAAAAAUGCCGCUGGAGAUGCUAAUGGUAGGAAAUGAAGCCAAAAUCCUUAUCUGGAUUUAUUUUCCUAUUUAUUUUGUAGUUUGUGUUUUCCUUCAUAAAUUUUUUCCCCCGUCUCGAAAAAAUUAGGGCCUUGGAUUUUUAUUCUGGACCAGAGAGGUGGUCCCGCCUGGCUGUAUUAGAUUUUCUGGGAAUAAUUCUUUUCCUCUCCAGUGUAGGUAGAAUUGGAAUUUUUGCAGAAUUUAACUCUCUUGUUUUUCCUUUGUAUUGACAUUUUUGGUCCUGAAACUUGUGUUGAUAAUAUUUGUAGUAAUGCCUUUCAUUCAGUUCAACUUUUAUAAUGAUUGAUGCUUUCCCA